Messenger RNA from Trypanosoma cruzi, 548 nucleotides. RefSeq lists its product as uncharacterized. The annotation marks the transcript as partial. Gene Ontology annotation, biological process: RNA 3'-end processing. NCBI's taxonomy places the organism in Eukaryota, Euglenozoa, Kinetoplastea, Trypanosomatida, Trypanosomatidae. The record is from RefSeq and is a predicted model, not a curated record. Gene Ontology annotation, molecular function: nucleotidyltransferase activity. The transcript has a single exon.
AUGCCUCCAACGGCUCUGGUUGUUGGGCAGAGCGUCAUGAAGGCGUUUCAGCACCUGUCGACGCAGGAUCUACACACACGUCGCGUGGAGGAGGCGUACCGCGUUGUGGUGGAGUGCAUCACGGCGGUGGAUCCGGCAAUGCGACUGUACAUGUUUGGCUCCACCGCAGUGUACGGUGUACACGAAAAGGGCAGCGACGUGGAUUUUGUCGCGCUCAGCAAGACGGAUGUGGAAGAUGGGAAGGGCGAAGACGCCGGAACGCAAGUGGCGAAGGGACUGCAGGCAGAGUUUCUUGGAAAGUUGGCCAGAGUAGUACGACAGAAGCACUUCUCGUGGAACGUGGAGGAGGUGCGACGCACACGCGUCCCCGUCAUUCGUGUGAAGGGCGGUAGCAGCGUGGACUUUGACAUCACCGUGAAUCGGCGCAACGGGGUGCGAAACAGCGCGCUUCUGCGGGCCUACUUUGAGCAGGAUCCGCCGUGUCGCUGGCUAAGCAUGGGCGUGAAGCGGUGGAGCAAGCGGGCAGGGCUAAAUGCUUCUGUGGUUGG